AACUGCGAGCAUCUUCCGAGAACCAGACACCGGGACGCUCCAUCACACUGGGACGAUUUUUUUGUGUUGUUCUGCUUCUUGUUUUUACAUAUUUUGUGCAACAAACACUGGACCAUCAUUACCACCAUGAAGGAAAGGAGAAAUACACAGCCGCUCGUGGUGAGAUGUAAACUGGUUCUUGUGGGAGACGUUCAAUGCGGAAAAACGGCGAUGUUGCAAGUCCUGGCGAAGGAUUGUUAUCCAGAGACCUACGUGCCCACGGUAUUUGAAAACUACACAGCCUGUCUGGAGCUGGAGGAGCAGCGAGUGGAGCUCAGUCUGUGGGACACUUCAGGUUCUCCAUACUACGAUAACGUGAGGCCUCUCUGCUACAGUGACUCAGAUGCACACCACCAAUGA
Epinephelus moara (kelp grouper) is the source of this 399-nucleotide messenger RNA. RefSeq names its product Rho family GTPase 1b (gene rnd1b). Gene Ontology annotation, biological process: small GTPase-mediated signal transduction. Bases 127 to 399 code for a protein of 90 amino acids. The transcript has 4 exons. Lineage: Eukaryota; Metazoa; Chordata; Actinopteri; Perciformes; Serranidae. The record is from RefSeq and is a predicted model, not a curated record. Gene Ontology annotation, molecular function: GTPase activity; GTP binding.